This is a messenger RNA of Chelonia mydas (Green sea turtle), 2622 nucleotides long. Its product is annotated as zinc finger protein 436. Gene Ontology annotation, biological process: negative regulation of transcription by RNA polymerase II. The coding region runs from base 660 to 2243 and encodes 527 amino acids. NCBI's taxonomy places the organism in Eukaryota, Metazoa, Chordata, Testudines, Cheloniidae. The record is from RefSeq and is a predicted model, not a curated record. The transcript is spliced from 6 exons. Gene Ontology annotation, cellular component: nucleus. Gene Ontology annotation, molecular function: DNA-binding transcription activator activity, RNA polymerase II-specific; RNA polymerase II cis-regulatory region sequence-specific DNA binding; DNA-binding transcription repressor activity, RNA polymerase II-specific.
AAGAGGACUCCGGAGCUGGGGCUGCAGCGAGGAGGAGGAACCAGGCUGAGCUUUCUCUGCUCUCUGCUGGGGGUUUGCUGGACUAGGCAAGAGCUGGAGGGUCACUGAGCUGCAGAAAGAGCCGCCCCCCCCCCCGGCUGGAGGCUCGCUGAGCUGGGUGGGCCUCACUCAGCAUCUUUAUUAGUUCGCCCCCCAGCCUGGACCAGGGCGGCUGCAUCCAGCCGCAGAACAACAUCCACGUUUCACUCCGGAUCAUCCCGUCCUCCUGCGGGCCAGGGCAGGGAAAUGGCUGGAGCGGAGCCGGCUCAGUCUCUCUGCGCUGCUGUUCCCGUAAUGCGGAUGGGAUGAGGGCCAUGCGUGUACGAAGUCGGAAGGGCCGGCAGGUCAAGACAAGGCUGGAUUUGAUCUUGCAGCAUCAGAAGCAUUUUCCACAGCCGCAGCUCUCUGAUCUGACUGUCCUUACAUUGCAAAACAAUUGCCAGGAGCUGGGACUGGACGACAGGGGAUGGAUCACUCAAUAGUUGCCCUGUUCUGUUCAUUCCCUCUGAGGCAUUGGCACCAGCUGGAAGACAGAAGACUGGGCUAGACGGACCAUUGGUCUGACCCAGGAUGGCCAUUCUUAUGUCCGGAGCAGCAAGGAAGAGGCAAAUCUGGGUGUGAUGACAGGGCAGGGACCAGUGACCUUCAAGGAGGUGGCUUUGUACUUCACUGACCCUGGUCAGAGGGCCCUCUACAGGGACGCCAUGCAGGAGAACCAUGCGAACGGGACCUCACAGGGAUCUCCGAUUCCAAAACCCGACGCUGUCUCCCAGCGGCAACAAGAGGAAGAGCCGUGGGUCCCGGAUCUCCAAGGCUCUAGGGAAAGGGAGAACCCCAGAGGAGACUGCCCAGGUGAGGAAUCCAUGAAACUGACACAGAUGUCAUCGGGAGUUGACUCCUGUCCAGAUCACCCCAUUCGCCUCGGGGAAAUAUUCAGGACCCGCAAAGACUCCCUGUUGCGCAAGGGCCCGCGCCCCAGGGAGAGACUGAACACGUGCAAAGACUGCGGGAAGAGCUUCCGUCGGCGGUCCAACCUCCUGGCACAUCAGAGGACCCACGGGGCCAAGAGACCCCACCCGUGCGCCGACUGCGGCAAAACCUUUGGCGCCUUCUCCAACCUCCUGCGGCACCAGCGUGGGCAUGCCGGCGAGAAGCCCUACAAAUGUCCCGACUGCGGGAAAGGCUUCGGGCACAGCUCGGCCUUGGUCACCCACCGGCGGAUCCACACCGGAGAGAAACCCUACGCCUGCGGGGACUGCGGGAAGCGCUUCAACGUGGUCUCCAACCUGGUGCGUCACCAGCGGAGCCACACGGGCGAAAAGCCCUACAAGUGCCCCGACUGCGGGCGGCGCUGCAGCCAGCGCUCCCACCUGGUCACCCACCGGCGGCUGCACACCGGCGAGCGUCCCUACGUCUGCCUGGAGUGCGGGAAGUGCUUCAACGUCAGCUCGGACCUCAUCAAGCACCGGCGCAUCCACACCGGGGAGCGGCCCUACGCCUGCAGUGACUGCGGGAAAUGCUUCAGCGGCAGCUCCAACCUGCUGACCCACCAGCGGCUGCACACGGGUGAGCGGCCCUACAAGUGCCCCGACUGCGGGAAAGGCUUCACCAUCAGCUCCAAGCUGAUCGCCCACCAGCGCACCCACACCGGCGAGCGGCCCUACAGCUGCGCCGACUGCGGGAAGGGCUUCAGCGACCGGCCCCACCUGGCCCGGCACCAGAGCGCCUCCCGGCGCGAAAAGCGCUACAAAUGCUCCGACUGCGGGAAGGGCUUCACCACCAGCUCCUACCUCCUCACCCACCAGCGCAGCCACACCGGGGAGACCCCCUUCAUCUGCGGCGACUGCGGGAAGAGCUUCGCUGUGGUCUCCAACUUGGUGCGGCACCGGCGCAUCCACACGGGAGAGAAGCCCUUCCGGUGCGGGGAGUGCGGGCGGCAGUACAGCCAGAGAGCCCACCUCACCACCCACCAGAGGGUGCACACCGGGGAGCGGCCCUACGUCUGCCUGGACUGCGGGAAAGGCUUCAACGUCAACUCCUCCCUCACCAAGCACCGCAGGACCCACACCGGAGAGAAACCCUACGUCUGCCCCGACUGCGGGAAACGCUUCAGCCAGAGCUCCAACGUGAUCACCCACCGCAGGCUGCACCACGGGGGGCACGGUGCCCUUGGUGCCGCGGCUAGGGCCAGCCAGCGGGAGUGAUCCCCCGCCAGCCUCUCUGGGGCCAGGACAUGGCAGCAGCUGACUCUUGGGCUUUGUCAGAUAGAGCCUUUUGCUGCUGCAGAUCCAGCUGUCUGGAGACCCUGCGCCUCCUGCUGAUCUGAUGGGGAGGCUGGAGAGAGAGACACACACACCCGUCUUCUCCAGGGGAGGGUGGAGUAAGAACCCCCUCCCCCACUUCCACUAGUGCUUCCAUCACCCUGGAGUGGACAACUCCUCUGUUCCCCACGGCACCUGGCCGCUCAGCGCCCUGAGGUUGGGGAAGCAGAGACCUUCUCUCCGGACACCUUUGUUUAGUUUCCCGGUUCCGUGUCCGGGUCACUUCAGGUCCCACGUAAAUAAAUAAGUUCCCUCCCUGAAA